CUAUUUGUUCGCUAACCACAAAACCACACUACAAUGAUAUUUAGGUACAAUAUCUGUAUUGUGCUUCUUGUUGUUCUCUCAAUUUGGGCCAGCAUUGAAGGUCGUAGUAUUUCUAGAUUCUUAACUGAUGAAACAGUAGGGACAAAAUGGGCUGUCCUAGUUGCUGGCUCUCAUGGAUGGUGGAAUUAUAGGCACCAGGCUGACGUAUGUCACGCUUAUCAAAUACUAAAGAAAGGGGGUCUUAAAGAUGAAAACAUUAUUGUAUUCAUGUACGAUGAUAUUGCUAACAAUACAAUGAAUCCUAGACCUGGGGUUAUCAUCAAUAAUCCACAUGGCCAAAAUGUUUACAAAGGUGUCCCCAAGGAUUAUGUAGGUAAAGAUGUUAGUGCUGAUAAUUUUUUCAAUGUUAUUCUUGCGAACAAAAGUGGUAUCACUGGAGGAAGUGGGAAAGUUUUGAAGAGUGGUCCAAAUGAUCAUAUCUUCAUCUACUAUGUUGAUCAUGGUGGCCCUGGUAUUCUUUCAAUGCCAACUGGAUUUAUGUACGCAAAGGAUCUGACUGAUGUGUUGAAAAAGAAGCAUGCUUCUGGGACAUAUAAUAAACUGGUAUUUUAUUUGGAAUCGUGUGAGUCCGGGAGCAUGUUUGACGGUCUUCUUCCUAAAGGUCUAAAUAUUUAUGUAACUACUGCAUCAAAACCUAAUGAAGAUAGUUGGGGAACAUACUGUGGUCAAGUUAGUGCCAGUGAUCCUUGCUUAGUUGAGUGUUCCCCUCCAGAAUUUAAGGGUUUGUGUUUGGGAGACUUAAAUAGUGUUGCUUGGAUGGAAGACAGUGAGGCCCAAGAUCGACGAACUGCAACUUUGGGUGACCAGUAUAACGUGAUUGCAAAGAGAACUGCAGCCAAUCUAGCAUAUGGCUCGCAUGUCAUGCAAUAUGGUGAUACGGGGAUAAGUGUCGAUGCUCUUUUUCAGUAUAUGGGUGCUGCUUCAGUGAACCAUAGCUAUGUUUCCAUGAAUUUUAAAUCAUCGUCACAGAAUGUUAACCAGCGUGACGCUGAACUUUUCUACCUGAAAUCAAAAUAUGAAGAUGCUCCUGAAGGCUCUGAUGAGCAUUUUAAAACUCGUGCCGAACUUACUAAAACUAUGGCACAUAGAAGUCAAGUGGACCGUAGUAUCGAACAUCUUGCCGAGCUUUUGUUUGGAGCAGAAAAAGGUAAUGAGUUACUGAAAACCGUUCGACCUGCUGGACAACCUCUAGUUGACAAUUGGGAUUGCCUAAAAUUCUAUGUCAAAACAUUUGAGGCACAAUGUGGAAAAUUAACCUCAUAUGGAAAGAAACAUAUACGUGGUAUCGCAAACAUUUGCAAUGCUGGAAUUGAGAGUGAGCAAAUGACUGCUGCAACAGCACAAGCAUGUCCCAUUUAAGUAGAAGAGGAUACUUUUGGCUCAAGUUAUCUAUGUUUCGCUUAUUUGUAUCAUGGUUGCAUAAUUGCACUUUCAAUAAAUUGCAACAAUAAAAAUGAUAUGAUUGUUGACAAGCAUAUGCUAU
This is a messenger RNA of Capsicum annuum, 1543 nucleotides long. RefSeq names its product vacuolar-processing enzyme. The coding region runs from base 34 to 1419 and encodes 461 amino acids. The transcript has 9 exons. The record is from RefSeq and is a predicted model, not a curated record. Gene Ontology annotation, molecular function: cysteine-type endopeptidase activity. Gene Ontology annotation, biological process: vacuolar protein processing. Lineage: Eukaryota; Viridiplantae; Streptophyta; Magnoliopsida; Solanales; Solanaceae.